This is a messenger RNA of Phycomyces blakesleeanus NRRL 1555(-), 645 nucleotides long. RefSeq lists its product as hypothetical. The transcript is spliced from 5 exons. Bases 1 to 645 code for a protein of 214 amino acids. Lineage: Eukaryota; Fungi; Mucoromycota; Mucoromycetes; Mucorales; Phycomycetaceae. The record is from RefSeq and is a predicted model, not a curated record.
AUGAAAAUGGACUCCAGACAAGGAGCUUGCACUAAUGCAAGAGUACGCGAAUCUCUUCCUACCAGCCUGCCCAAGAGCUGCUGUCACAAAAACAUGAGACAGGAUAAUCAAAAGGUUAAGAGAAUCAGCAACAGCUACAAGCCUUUGUUUGGAGAGUAUGAACAGAGUAAAGCUUCAGAAAGUAACCGACAUAGAAGUGCAAUUGAAAUAGCUGCACUUGAUAAAAAGGAACAUGACAAGAUAAAGGACAGAAACCAAGCUACAGAGAUUGAAAAGUAUAAGAGGAAAGAAAGUGGAGAGCAGUUGAUGAAGGAGAACUCUAAUGCAGCAUUGGGAAAAAGAACGGAGAAGAUGCUGGAGUACCGGUGUAAGACAAGCAGCAAUGACAAGGGCAAGGGCAAGGGAAAGAGUUCAGCUGCAGGCGAGAUCUUGCCUGUCAUGGAUCCUACCACCAAGCCAAGUGGCAGCAAAAGUGCUGUAAUAGAAGGUGAAUACAAAAAGUAUUUGAAGGAGGAAUCCGAGUUCCAGACAAAGAUGUUGGAGUGGUUGCAACCUAAAUACUUAAAGCACUUCUCCACAUCUGCAAACUCCCACUCUACCGCAACCCAAAUCUUUGACAUGCUCUUGUUGCAAUACUGUUCAUGA